AUGAAUGGAAGGUCCUGUGGCAUGAGUCUGCAUCGUACAUCAAGAACCCCACAGGGGCCUGGCUUGUUCAGUGGUCAACAUAUUCCUCCCAUCAGAGCCUCCUCAGGCCCUGCGGGACUCUCAUCCUGUGCCAGCACACCCAGCCCCAUUAUUGCAAGUCUCACUAACAGCCCCCACCUGAAGAUGUCCUCCGGAGCAGGGAUGGCUCCUCAGAGCAACAUGGCUGUGAGCCCCCUCCAUCUGCCUGCCUUGAGCCCCAGGAGACAGUUACUCACCAAUGGGAAGCCUCAAUUUCAGGCCACUCAGGCUGAUGGCAUGGCAGCACCACUUACUCUAAAGCACAAGCAGCAAGAAUUUGGAGACCACUUUUCUUCAAAUCCCGAGAAAGGGGCUCUUGGCUUUGGGCCUCAGUGCAAGUCCAUUGGAAAAGGCAGCUGCAACAAUCUAGUGGUCACCAGCAGUCCCAUGAUGGUUCAGCGACUGGGACCCAUUUCACCUCCAGCAAGCCAGGUCUCCACAGCAUGCAAGCAGAUCAGUCCUAGCUUACCGAGGGCAGUGAAUGCAGCCAACCUGAAUAGACCUCCUUCAGAUUCCAGAUCCCUUAUUUUGCAAGAGUCUUUGGUAUCCACGACUUUGAGUCUGACAGAGAGUCAAUCCGCCUUAAGUGUGAAGCAAGAGUGGUCUCAGAGCUACAGGACUUUCCCUUCACUUUCAUCCAACCACGGCUCUCAGAAUGGCAUGGACCUAGGGGACCUCCUUAGCUUGCCUCCUGGCACGCCAGGGUCCAGCAACAGCAUCGCUAACUCGUUGCCACCCUACCUUUUUGGCAUGGAAAAUAGCCACUCUCCUUACCCUAGCCCUCGGCACUCAGCAUCCAGGUCCCACUCUGCCCGCUCCAAGAAGAGAGCACUGUCCUUGUCCCCACUGUCUGAUGGCAUUGGGAUUGACUUCAACACGAUCAUCCGCACCUCGCCCACAUCCUUGGUUGCCUACAUCAACGGAUCAAGAGCCUCCCCUGCCAACAUGUCCCCACAGUCAGAGGUCUAUGGGCAUUUCCUGGGUGUUCGCGGCAGCUGCAUCCCCCAGUCUUGUGCAGUGUCCACUGGGCAGAAAGGCAUGCUGUUGGCCAGUGGAGGACAGGCACUGCCAGGCUAUGUCGAGGAUGAUACACUGGAGUACGAGCGCAUGCAGCAGCUGGAGCAUGGUGGCCUGCAGUCUGGACCUGUAAACAACAUGGUGCUGCAGCCGGGCCUACCAGGCCAGGAAGGCCAGUCAGCCAAUAUGCUCAAAACCGAGCGCCUGGAGGAGUUCCCAGGCGGUGCCUUGGACCUGCCCUCCGCGCCACCUCUUCCUCCUCUUCCCGCGCCUCAGGGCCCCCCACCCCCAUACCAUGCCCACCCACACCUUCAUCACCCAGAGCUCCUGCCUCACACGCAGCCACUGGCCCUGGCCCAGCCGGGCCUGGAUGAGGAUGGGGAGAUGGAGGACUCAGGGGGAAAGCACUGCUGUCGUUGGAUAGACUGCAGUGCCCUGUAUGACCAGCAGGAGGAACUGGUGAGGCACAUCGAGAAGGUCCACAUAGACCAGCGCAAAGGGGAAGACUUCACCUGCUUCUGGACUGGCUGCCCCAGAAGGUACAAGCCCUUCAACGCCCGCUAUAAACUGCUGAUCCACAUGAGGGUCCACUCGGGGGAGAAGCCCAACAAGUGUACGUUUGAAGGCUGCAAGAAGGCCUUUUCAAGGCUUGAGAACCUCAAGAUUCACUUGAGGAGCCACACUGGUGAGAAGCCAUACCUGUGCCAGCACCCAGGCUGCCAGAAGGCUUUCAGCAACUCCAGCGACCGUGCCAAGCACCAGAGGACGCAUCUUGACACUAAACCUUAUGCUUGUCAGAUUCCAGGAUGUACAAAACGCUACACAGAUCCAAGCUCCCUAAGAAAGCACGUGAAGGCGCAUUCUUCCAAAGAGCAACAAGCAAGGAAAAAGCUACGGUCUAGCACUGAGCUCCAUCCAGAUCUCCUCACGGACUGUCUCGCUGUGCAGCCCCUGCAGCCAGCCACUUCCCCCAGAGAUGCUGCUGCUGAUGGCGCUGUGGGAUGCUCCCCAGGGCCAGGGCCUGGGCCUGAACUCUAUCCAGCUCCCAUUUUUGCCAGCAAUCAUCCAAACCGAAGUGCAACAGCUGCUGGGGCCGUGCCACCCCCACAUCCUGUCAGUCACCCUUCUCCGGGACAUAAUGUACAGGGGAGCCCCCACAACCCCUCCUCCCAGUUACCUCCACUCACAGCUGUGGACGCAAGCACCGAGAGGUUUGCACCUCCGACUCCAUCUCCUCAGCACAUGAGCCCGGGAAGAAUUCCAGCUCCUCCAUCAUUGCUGCAGAGAGCACAGCCUCCCCAUACCCAACAGCCACCAGGCUCACUCCUGAAGUCCUACCAUCCAGAAACAAACCCUGCUUUUCAGUCAAAUGGUAUCCACGUCCAUGGAUUUUAUGGCCAGCUGCAGACUUUCUGUCCCCCGCAUUACCCUGAUUCCCAGAGAACUGUGCCACCCAGCAGCUCCUGCAGUAUGGUGCCUUCCUUUGAGGACUGCCUGGUCCCCACGACCAUGGGUCAGGCCGGUUUUGAUGUUUUCCAUAGAGCCUUCUCAACACACUCAGGCAUUACAGUGUACGAUUUGCCUUCGGCUUCUUCAAGCCUCUUUGGGGAACCUCUUCGCAGUGGCCCCGAAGAUCCCACGUUCUUGCAGCUCAGCGCUGUGGACCGCUGUCCUAGCCAGCUCUCCUCCGUGUAUACCGAAGGCUGAAGGCUCCCCAAGCCUCUCCUGCAUAUCCAGGACCUUGGAGUCUCUAGUCACCUCUCAUUUUCAUACCCUCAUAAGCCUUGUGAAGGAUGCCAACCAAAUCCAUGGAGCCAGUAGAGUCACUGGGUCUCUGGAAGGCAGAACUGGAUGGUCGGAUCUGACUUUUCUGGAAUGCUUGCACCUCUUCCAUCCCCCCUCAGUUUGCUGGGCCAGGUGACAAGCAGGAAUUUCUUUUCAAAGGGAAUUUAGAGUCUCACUUUAAAGACACCUGUUACUUCCUGGCUGUCAGCUCUGGAAAGACCAAUGAAUGUGCACAGGACUAGAUCGUGACCCUUGCUAAAGACUCCAAAGACUUAACGAGAGGAAGACUGCCCAGGUUCCAGAGGCAGAGUGUACAGCCUCACCCAUGCUUUCCCUCACGGCUGAGUGAUGUGCAGCCAUGAAUACUGAGGGAAAUCCGUGUUCAAAGCAGGUGUGGCUUGGACUCUCUGAAACUCUAGCUUUAACAUUGGUCUUACAUAGCCCAUGCUAACUACUUGCUUCCCAGUUGCUCCUCCAGUGGCAAAAAUAAGGUUUUAUGUUUGGCAGCCUACUUUGUUUUUGAACUUUAAAGACUUGCUUUUUACAUCUACUUUUAAAGGAAAAAUAUUUAAAGGUUUGUUCUUUUGGUAUAAGUCAUUACCAUUUUAAUCACCCCAGCUACAUGUAUUUUACCACAGCUGUUGCUCUCCCUGGCCUAAUUUUCCAGUCUAGCAAAGGUUAUCUGAGGGAAACAGAGUAGUUAACACAUACACGCCCCUCUCUAUCUGCCCUCCUUUGCUGUGUGUGAUGGUAUAUAUCUUUAACUCCAGCACUUGGAAGGCAUUCUGAGUUUGAAACUAGCCUGGUCUACACAGUGAGUUCCAGGUCAGCCAGGGCUACAUAUUGAGACCAUCUUAAAAUAAAUAAAUAAAUAACCCUCAUGUAUUGAUGGUUCAGUGACUCCAGAUUGAAAACCAUUCCAUUUGAAUGGUUCCUACAUUUCCUAAUCUCUGGUGCUCUGCCCUGGACAGACCAGGAAACAUGAGAGCUGGGACACGUUGAGUCAUGUGCGUAGGUUUGUUCAGAGACCAAACCAAGGGCACCUGUUGUGCAGUUCUUUUGUGUGCCUCUGCCCAGUUCUUUACAGGGAUCCAUUCAUCUGUCUGUCUCCUCUGUAGUGCCCUCCUGUUUUCACCUCCUUCCUAGCUGGAUUUCAGACAUGCCUACUAUCAAAUUAAAUCCUGUCAAUUCUUGGGAAGGUUCACAGAAGGCAGACUCAAGAAAGCAACUUUUUGGAACUCUGCUUUGAAGGCCUGGCCUUUUUUUCACAAAGCACAUAGCCAUUUUAUGUUAAGUCUAAACAAGACAUCAUUUUCCAGGGACAACUUUUAGAAAGGUACUAAGAAGAUCCUAUGUCCUAGGGCAAAGGCUAUACAAAUAAACCAGACUCCAAAAAGCUGGUCAAUUCCAACAUUCUAGUUUGCUUACAUUUCAGGAUUUUCCCCCCUUAAAAAAAAAUGCUUCUUUAACAGAACUGAAGCUAAGUUCUUUCUGGAACUGAGGCCACUGGGACUUUAAAUAGUUCAGUGUCUUGCGAUCUCGAGACUUAUACCCCAAUAGACAGACCUUUGAGUCUAGCCCCCAGUCAAAAGAGUUCCACCUCACUCCAUGCUUUGUUCCAAGAUGCUACUUGGAACAUGGAUAGGGUAGAUAAACAACCAAGUAUAGGUUCUAGUUUCACAGCUCAUCGUUUGUUCUGGAGUUGCUGAAGAAACCGUGUUCUUGGUGGAAACUAUUGUGUAGACAUCCAGGUCACAAGACUUUGAAUUCUCUUAGGUCUUCUGAUCUUUGAAGAUGAAAGUACAGCAUGUCAGGCUUCCUCCACAGGUGAGCCCUUGGGCUGCUGGAAACCACCACCCUUGUAGAUCUGGUAGGUCAGUACACUUGGGCUAAGCAGGAACACACAUAUGUUAAUACUGACUUACUUGACAACAACCCUCGUUUGACCUCUGUCACACUCCAGGAGGAAAAGGAGACCCUACUCUCACGAUAAGCAUCAUCAGUUGGUAAACCCCAAAGCAUUUGCAAGGACCUCCAGGCAGAUCUCAUUGGGGUGAUAAGGAAAGAACAGGUGGAAGGCAGUUGAUCUUUUCCACUCUACCUUCUGGAAUUACUUAAGUAGGAAAGUCAUAGAAAGGAACAGAAACACAGACCACAAAUGACAUCUCCCCCUGUGGUGGAAACGUGAGGCUCUGGAGCCAGGCUCUGGACUCAUGGUGGCCUUCCACAUGGCAUGGCCCCUUUUCCUGGAUCAUCUAGAAGGAUCUGGUGUCAUCAAGGCUUUCUGACUAGGUCAUACAUCCACCCCAAGUCCCACAGUCAGCCCCAAGGGAUAUUCUUGCUGUCACAAAGAAGCAUGCUUGGAGCCAGGUCCAGUGCAGCCCCCAAAGCCCUCUAGUGUAUUCUUGAUAGCCACUGGUCUGGGGGUCAGAGCCUAGUGACAUGGUACAUUCAGGGUCCUUCAGUUUGUACAAAGUGUCUAUCCUUAGGUUCCAGAAUUUCUCCUUAGGUUAAAAAUGUGUCCCUCACUUUGGCCUACAUGGUUGCAUCCUUAUUUUUAAGCAGCGAAACUAGAACUUAAAAAACAUAAAUUAUUCCCUUCCAUUCCUAGGCCCUUUUAGUCCCUUGGUGGGUAGCCAUUUUCAUAAACAUCCAACUGGAAAUUGUCAUUUGCCUUUAAAUGCAAAAAUACAAACAAAACACUAACAUCUAGUGAAAACACAUAGCACAAAUCCAAUUAUCCUAUUACAUGAAAAAGAUCAUUGCUUCAUCCAUUGUCUUAAGUCCCUAAAAGGACUGUAUCAAAGUGUCACUUGUCAUUUACCCUCUGAUCAGCACUUAAAAACUGUUUCAAUAUUCCAUGGCCCUAUGAGGUAUAGUCCAGUAUGGUCGGUCUAUGCCACAUGGCCCAGGUGAUUCUAAAGUGAAAAAUAAAAGUAUGUGAUAGACUACAGCAUAACAUCUCCUGAUAACAGGUUUGGUUAUGUUCAGUCCUAAAGUCAACUGUCAAUAGUUCACUACUACAGGCAUGGAACAAGGCUAUAACCUGUCAUAGAACUCCUACCCCUUCCUCGCCCCCGAAUGCCUGGAAGUAUUGACAAUAGCCUCUGUAAUGUUCAGUUUUAUUAUUUGGUGUUUGGUUUGAUUUGACUGUUUAGAACAUUGCUGUUAUUGCCGUAGAUAAAGUAACAGGGAAAGAGAAAACCCAAACUCAUUGACUAAAAUGGUGAGUGUAAAAAUGAAGAGAUUUAUUUUGUACAAAGAAGUGUCCUCUGUAAUAUUGCUGACAUAAAGCACUUUGGGGGGGGGGGGGGGGGAAAUCUGUUUUCCAUAGAUCACGCAGGCCCUUGUACAUUGUUCUGUGUACUCACGUAGAGAAAUGUGCUGCGUAUAUCAUACUGGAUACGGGGCCGGUUUGACUGUAGACAUACAUCUGGUGCUGGUUGUCGUAAAUCUUUCAAGGAAUUAGGUACACUUUUUUUCUAUUAAUAUGUAUAGUUUUGCGAUUUGUCACAGUUAUGUUUCAUAUAAUCAUAAGUUAUUUUGUCUUGUUUCAUGAAGUCCUUUUUUUUAUGUCAAAAGUAAAAUGAAGGGAUUGUGUACUUGGCACAGAAUAAAACUGGAAAUAGAGGAUGCCCCUCCUGCCUGAAGCGCUCCUUCAGCGCCGUCGCUUUAAAACACAAUGGCGACCAGUGUUGUUUGUUUGUUUGUUUUAUUGUUCUGUUUUGUUCUGUCACCAGCCUCUUCUGUAUUGGGGAUGGUAAUUAUAAUUAAAAGCAGAUGGGAAGGGGGGUGUCCGAGGCCAGCUUUAAAAUGCCGCGUUGCUUUGGGCCAGAACUGAAGCCUGGAUUUAAUUAUAGAUAUGAGGACGAAAUGGCAGUAAAAAUGAAUGUCUCCCUGAAUCCUUUACAUGUUGGGAGUGUCCAUAAAUAAAACAUGAAGUUUUAUUUCAUCACAUUUAAUUAAAGCUUUUAUACAUGUUU
This is a messenger RNA of Cricetulus griseus (Chinese hamster), 6863 nucleotides long. The record is from RefSeq and is a predicted model, not a curated record. Lineage: Eukaryota; Metazoa; Chordata; Mammalia; Rodentia; Cricetidae.